Molecule: messenger RNA, 4775 nt
Organism: Linum trigynum
Lineage: Eukaryota; Viridiplantae; Streptophyta; Magnoliopsida; Malpighiales; Linaceae
Source: the annotation of a GenBank genome assembly
GCUCCACCUUCCCCCACUGCAUAUACUUUCCCAAUUGCCCAUCCAUCCGUCUCCUCCGCAGUGUGUCAUUGUCCGAGUCUAACACUCCCUCACUCACUAAAAACGCUUUCUCUCUCUCUCUCUCUCUCUCCUAUCUCCCUCCCUCCCCUUCUCCCGUGGAGUCCUCCUUUUCCGCUACCGGAUUCAGUUUCCGAUCUUUCUGGAAUUUCCUUUCCCCUCCCUCCCUCCCUCCUUUUAAGACUCACAGUUUGUUUGGGGAACAAAAACCUUGAUCACGUAGCAGGCAGGGGAUUCGAAAUACGCUUAUCAUAAGGAAAGAGAGAUCACAUAUAUGAUUUAUACAUAGAGAGAGAGAGAGAGAAAGAGAUUUUGAGUGUGCCUUUUUUGGGCGAGGUGGAGAAGAAGGGAGCGAGAGUGUUGUGGUAGUGACGAAGGAAAUCGCUGUAUGUCAGCUGAUUGUGAGGAGUCUUACCUUGGUGGAAUCGGCGAGCUUGUGAACCCCUUACAAUGGCCUCAGCUUCGCAAAAAGCGAAGAUUCCUUCCUCUGCAUGUUGCCGCAAUGACUCCUCCUCCUCCGGUUCAAUUGUUCGCCGUCAGGCUUCCGCCGCCGGUGCUCAGCCAGAGAAUGCCGUGCAGGAUUGGAUUGUCUCGUCCCGACGAGACGAUCAGUAUGCCGCCAAGACUGAUAUCUCGUCCUUGAUUUCUCCCGUCGAGCGCCUUCCAGAUGCUUCCCCCAAAUUGCCCGCUGCCAAACCUGUGAUGCCAGUCAUGUUGAGAGCGCAAAGCAGCCAUCCAUUGGACCCUUUGUCAGCAGCUGAAAUUUCAGUAGCAGUGGCGACUGUGAGAGCUGCUGGAGCCACUCCUGAGGUUCGAGACGGCAUGAGAUUCAUUGAGGUGGUUCUGCUGGAACCUGAGAAACAUGUCGUUGCAUUGGCAGAUGCCUAUUUCUUUCCUCCCUUUCAGCCAUCAUUACUCCCUAGGCUGAAAGGUGGUCCAAUAAUCCCCACCAAGUUGCCUCCCAGGAGAGCUAGACUUGUUGUUUACAACAAAAUGUCCAACGAGACAAGCGUCUGGAUCGUGGAACUAUCGGAAGUGCAUGCUGCAACUCGUGGAGGGAAUCACAGGGGAAAAGUUGUAUCAUCUGAGCUUGUUCCGGAUGUUCAGCCUCCAAUGGAUGCUGCAGAAUAUGCUGAAUGUGAAGCUGCCGUGAAAGAGUACCCUGCAUUUAGAGAGGCAAUGAAGAAACGGGGGGUUGAUGACAUGGACCUAGUAAUGGUUGAUGCUUGGUGUGUUGGUUAUCACAGUGAAGCUGAUGCUCCUAACAGAAGACUGGCCAAACCUCUUAUUUUCUGCAGAACUGAUAGUGACAAUCCAAUGGAUAAUGGAUAUGCACGGCCUGUUGAGGGAAUGCAUAUACUUGUUGACAUGCAAAACAUGAAGAUUAUUGAAUUCGAAGAUCGAAAGCUAGUCCCAUUACCGACAGCGGAUCCUCUAAGGAACUAUACUCCUGGUGAGACAAGAGGAGGGGUUGAUCGCAGUGAUAUCAAGGCAUUGCAAAUUGUUCAGCCUGAAGGUCCAAGUUUCCGUGUUAGUGGCCACUUUGUGGAAUGGCAGAAGUGGAACUUCCGCAUCGGUUUUACACCUAGGGAGGGGUUGGUCAUACACUCCAUUGCAUAUACCGAUGGUAGCAGAGGUCGUAGGCCUGUGGCCCACAGGCUAAGCUUUGUCGAAAUGGUUGUGCCUUAUGGAGAUCCUAAUGAUCCACAUUACCGUAAGAAUGCAUUUGAUGCAGGGGAAGAUGGCCUUGGCAAAAACGCCCAUUCUCUUAAGAAGGGAUGUGAUUGUUUGGGCUACAUCAAAUACUUUGAUGCUCACUUUACAAACUUCACUGGAGGUGUUGAAACCAUUGAAAAUUGUGUAUGUUUGCAUGAAGAGGAUCACGGAAUGUUGUGGAAACAUCAAGACUGGAGAACAGGAUUAGCUGAAGUGCGGAGGUCCAGGCGUUUAACAGUGUCUUUUAUAUGCACAGUCGCAAAUUACGAAUAUGGGUUCUUCUGGCAUUUUUAUCAGGAUGGGAAAAUUGAAGCUGAAGUGAAACUGACCGGAAUCCUGAGCUUAGGAGCAUUGCAACCUGGAGAAGUGCGGAAGUAUGGGACAAUUAUUGCGCCUGGGCUGUAUGCACCAGUUCAUCAGCACUUUUUCGUUGCUCGAAUGAACAUGGCCGUUGAUUGCAGACCCGGUGAAGCUUAUAAUCAGGUUGCUGAGGUGAAUGUUAAAGUGGAGGCACCUGGUGAAAACAAUAUGCACAACAACGCAUUUUAUGCCGAAGAAACGGUCCUGAGAUCAGAGUCACAAGCCACGAGGGACUGUAAUGCUUUGUCGGCUCGACACUGGAUUAUAAGGAACACUAGGAUAGUGAACAGGACGGGACAACUGACUGGGUACAAGCUAGUGCCGAGUUCGAAUUGCUUGCCGUUGGCCGGUCCGGAAGCCAAGUUCUUGAGGAGGGCAGCCUUCCUGAAGCACAACCUGUGGGUGACAGCAUAUGCAGCGGGAGAGAUGUUCCCCGGCGGCGAGUUCCCUAAUCAGAAUCCCCGGGUCGGCGAAGGUCUGGCCACAUGGGUUAAGCAGGACCGCCAAUUGGAAGAAGAAGACAUCGUCCUUUGGUACGUGUUUGGCGUGACGCACGUCCCAAGGUUGGAAGACUGGCCGGUGAUGCCGGUGGAGCGGACCGGCUUCAGCUUGAUGCCACACGGGUUCUUCAACUGCUCGCCGGCGGUGGACGUGCCGCCGAGUGCGUCUGAGCUGGAUGCCAAGGAAAGCGAUGUGAAGGUGGAGAAGAGUGGACUGCUAUCCUCCAAGCUCUAAAAGCUAAAAGCUAAAGCCACCCAACCCGUCUUUGUCAGUCAACAGUAUCCAUUCCUGCGUCAGCACACUUCUCGUCUCUGUGUUAUCGGUCCCUUAUCGUCCUCUUCCUGCAGCUCUUAUCAUGUGAGAUGGAUUAUCAUCAGCUUUGUCAUUUUGCACUCAACUUGUUUCAGUUGUUUGUCGUUUUUUUUUAAUAUGUUCCGUAAUGUGUACUUAAAGGUUUUGGAUCUGUGUGUUCGGGUUUUAAUGAAUCGAAUAAAUAAUUAAUGACGUUAAAAAAAGAAUAGUAGCAUGUUUGUUUGUGGUGUUGCGUGCUCCAGUUCCUCUUUCGUUAACUCAGUGGAGCUGCAUGGGAGGAAGACGACCCACCAAGUCACUUUCUCCUCUGUAAUCGGUUUUUGUUUUUGUUGUUGGAAUUUCUCUUCUGCAAUCGUCAUUCAUCUUUUAUAUAGCCUUUAUAUAAUAAUAAUAAUAAUAUUAUGUUUACAUUAUCAUACUUGCUAGCCCGUAUCAAAUGAAUUCCCAACUUUGUGCACUUGUUGCUCUCAACUGGUUUAUUAUUAUUAUCAUAAUUAUUAUUAUAAUAUGUUGCUGCUUGGAUUUGCGUGAUUUGGUCUAAUGAAUCAAACAAACAAUGAUACAAAAGUAAAAUCAUGUUCGAGAUUUGGUUCUGAUCUAAGGAAUCGAUCGAUCAUGUGAGUAAUCUUAUGGUGACUAACCAUGAGUAACUUGUCCACAUCAGCAUAACAUCAACAUCUCUCUUGGAAAGCUUUUAAUUUUCUCCUUCUUAAUAUUUGACGGACGAUUUCUCACUUGUUGUAAGUCGAAAUUUAAUUUUUUUUGCAUAGUUAGAUCAGAUUAAUUGUGCUCGUCAAAAUGAUAUUUACUUUGAUAUAUUUUUCGAACAAAGAAAAUUGAGCCAUUUUUUUAUCAUGGUGGUAAAAAAUAAGAGCAUAUAUAUGGUUUGAAAAGCGUAUCAUGGUGGUAUGAACAAACCAAGACUGUAGCAUGGUUGAAUACAUGAUAGGUUAAGUAUAUUAACUGUCAUUUACGACUUUUAACAUUGUGUAUCACAAGAUACCACCUCGUACCAGGGUGGUAUUAUAUGGUAUUGUGUGGUAUUUUUUGGUCUUGUAAUUUGUUCACCAAGAAAUUUGUAGAUCCAAUAGAUCAUGAUGAACUCGUUCCUUCUGUGUAAACGUUUUCAAAAACGAAUUAAAAACGAAGAAGAUACCAUAUGGUAUGCAGUCGGUACCGAGAGGCAAGAAAAAAAAAAUUCUCAUAAAAUAUUGAAAAGUAUAUCAUUUUGUGGAACACAACGAACUCGUUCCAUCUGUGCAAAAAAAAUUAAAAUCCGAGUUAAAACGAAGAAGAUAUGAGUCGGUUAAGAAAAUUAAGAAAAAUAAAAUAGUAUUUAAUUCUCCAUCCUUAGUUCUGAAUUUUCUAAAUGAAGGGUCCGGCAGACAACUAUUCUUGAGCCUCUGAUCUAUGUUCAUGUUGUGUUCCAUCCAUGUACAUGUUACCGACUUACCAUGUACAUGUUGUGUUCCCCCUCACUGUAAUAUAAUAAUAAUAAUAAUUAUUAUUAUUAUUAUUUUUAUUAUUAUUAUUAUUCACUUUUAUGGAAUAUAGUAUGCCUAUUGCCUAGUCGCCCAUACGAGAGUGGCAUAUUUUUGGUUGCACACUCGGUUAGGCUAUCCCCAAUGCAAGUCACCAAAUUUGUGGACCUUUAUCUCCAAAUCGGGAGAUUAUCCCAAUUUUCAUCAUUUUUGCUUCAAUGUUACAAAAUUAUGUUUUCUCUCUGUUGGAAUCAACCUAAGAUUUCCAUUUUCAUAUUCAUUGGAGUUGGAUUCAGCCGGGAUGUCGUGUUAUGGUUUUACACCUUGUAAGAAAAUUAUGUUUUCUCU